This is a messenger RNA of Neurospora tetrasperma FGSC 2508, 2726 nucleotides long. RefSeq lists its product as uncharacterized. The record is from RefSeq and is a predicted model, not a curated record. Gene Ontology annotation, molecular function: hydrolase activity. NCBI's taxonomy places the organism in Eukaryota, Fungi, Ascomycota, Sordariomycetes, Sordariales, Sordariaceae. Bases 88 to 1974 code for a protein of 628 amino acids. Gene Ontology annotation, cellular component: cytosol. The transcript has a single exon. Gene Ontology annotation, biological process: nucleotide catabolic process.
CACCGACAUUGCAGUUGCAUAGUAUAUGACAUUACAUCAGAAGCCAUAUUUGUUACGUAUAGUGUUACACAUCGGUACGCCUUCGUGAUGGCUGUCAAAGCCUCAAUCCUUGUCGCCAGUGCCAUUGCGACACUGGCACGGGCAGCGCAGCCCGGAGCUGCAUCUCCCAUCGCCGCGCCUAUGCGAGACCUCGUCUGGGGCAAGCUCAACUUCCUCCACACGACAGACACCCACGGCUGGCAUGGCGGACAUCUACAAGAAGCACAGUAUUCGGCUGACUGGGGUGAUUACAUAUCCUUUGCCGAACAUCUUCGAAAAGAAGCAGACGGACAGGGCGUUGAUCUGCUCCUUGUCGACACCGGCGAUCGCGUCGAAGGAAAUGGACUUUACGAUGCCUCGAAUCCCAAGGGGAAAUACUACUAUGACAUAUACCGCGAGCAGGACGUCGACAUCAUAUGCACGGGGAACCACGAGCUGUACCAUGCCUCGACUGCCGAUGGAGAACACCUGCGGACCGUCCCGAACUUCCAGGACAAGUACGUUGCGUCCAAUCUGGACUACAUCGACCCUAAGACGGGACUGCAGAUCCCCAUGGCGCAGUGGUACCGCAAGUUCCAGACCAAGAACCAGAAGCUGACUAUUGUCGCCAUGGGUUUUCUUUUCGACUUUACCGGAAAUGCCAAUAACACAGUGGUACAGCCCGUGAGGGAGACCAUCAAGGAGCAGUGGUUCCAGGACGCCAUCCGGGAGAAUCCUGAUGUGUUUGUGGUGAUUGGUCACGUCGGCGUGAAGAUGCCCGAGUUCAAGGAGAUCUUCACAGCCAUUCGUAAGCAGAAUCCAUUCACGCCCAUCCUGUUCUUCGGCGGCCAUGUGCACGUGCGUGACGCGACGGCGUAUGACUCCAGAUCGUUCGCUAUCGCCAGCGGCCGUUACUUUGAAACGAUCGGCUGGAUGUCGGUGGACGGUGAUCUGAAGAGGGCAACCAAGGACGUCGUCGUUGCUGCUGUCAAUGACGAUGAGCCGUCUUCGACUGAGGCUGCGGAAUUCUCGUUCCACCGUAGGUACAUUGACAACAACCUACUGGGUCUCUACUAUCACACCGGGUUGAACAAGUCCACAUUUCCUACAGACCACGGCCGAAAUGUGUCACAAAUGAUCGCCCAGGCCCGCAAGGAUCUCGAUCUGGACUACACGUUCGGCUGUGCACCAAAGAACCUGUGGAUGACGAGGGCGCCCUAUCCCUCCGAGGACAGCAUCUACACGUGGCUCGAGAAGGAGGUUCUUCCAGAGAUCGCCAUCAACGACGACAGGAAAGAUGUCCCUCGCCUGGUUAUCAUGAACACCGGUGCCAUCCGGUUCGAUGUCUUCAAGGGCAAAUUUACCAGAGAUACAACGUAUAUCAUCUCGCCCUUCCUCAGCGUCCUCAACUACAUCCCCGACAUCCCUUACGAGGUUGCCAGUAAAGUUAUCGGCUUACUCAACAACGCCGGGCGGAUCAUGGAGGAGCAUGCUCCUAUGGAUGCUCGAUUUAUGGCCAUCCCGGAGCAAUUCGCCAUCACACAGGACAUUAUUCAUGAGAAGCCAAUGCCUUCGUUCGCGAGUGAGGGUAUUGUGGACGGGCAAAAGCCCCUGUCAGGUGAUGGCGGCUCUAAGAAGGAGCCCGUUUUGAUCGAAGGCUAUACGACAAAGGAUGAUAUUGGUGACGAUGGCGAUGAUGCUAUCCACUCUGCCAUUAACUUCUAUGUCGUGCCUAACUGCAUCCAGGCCGAAGUUGGGUUCUCGCCCAAGGAGGAGGGCGAGAAGCCUGAAAGGGUUGAUCUCGUUUUCUUUGAUUUCAUUCAGCCAUGGGUCAUGGGUGCGCUGAAGAUCUCCGGAGGCGAUUACACUAAUGAUGAUGCCAAGAGAUAUGUCAAUGGAACCUUUACGGAAUUGAUGGCGGGCUGGAUUAAGGAGAACUGGCCUGCUAACUGUUAGGCACAGCAGCCAUAUUGUUCAUAAUCUCACUGGCAUGGGAAACUGAAGGCACGGCGACCUGAGACGGGGCUCGGUCAUGCGGUACGGGAUAUGUCACAUUGGCGGCGUCUAUUUCUUGAUGACUAGGUUGGAUUGUGGGAUCGAAUAUGAAUUAUGAACGGGAUAAUGAUUUCAGAAUGUAAAUAACAAUGGUAACAUAGCGAGUACUGUGCGCAAAACGAAUAUAAACCCAGCACUUGAGCUGAACCUGGUUGUUGAACCCGCCAAAGUAUCAUGUAUCCCAUUACUUUGCGCCUUGAACGCCGCGCCGUAUCCGUGUAAAUGCUACAAAACGAACCAUCACCAUACCCGUGCAACCGACAUGUGCCCCCUUCUCCUUUUCUCACACCCAAUUGCAAGUCGUUUCAGUCAUAGCCAGGCUACAACUGAUCCAACAGCCUCCUCCUCCUCCUGUCAAUAAGCUCCUGCGCAACCUCCUCCAUCGUAGGAAGCUCCCACUCCGGCAACGGUUCCCAUCCAGGAGGCGGCUCCAAUCCCGCCGCCGCCUUCGCCAGGUUCUCAAACGCCUGCCUCUCCCUUGCCGCCUCAUACGCCAACAGCUUCUCGUCCUCUUCGUCUGGCGCAUACCCGUAAUACGCCGCAUCCACCUGUUUCCUCAGAUCAUCCCUCGUCUCCAACGGCUUCUCAUCAUCCUGCUUCGCCCUCGCCGCCGCCUCAAACAGCUCCUUCACACCGGGUAACUCCCUCGCCCU